Lactuca sativa (garden lettuce) is the source of this 1085-nucleotide messenger RNA. RefSeq lists its product as uncharacterized. Gene Ontology annotation, cellular component: nucleus. The record is from RefSeq and is a predicted model, not a curated record. Gene Ontology annotation, molecular function: DNA-binding transcription factor activity; sequence-specific DNA binding. NCBI's taxonomy places the organism in Eukaryota, Viridiplantae, Streptophyta, Magnoliopsida, Asterales, Asteraceae. Gene Ontology annotation, biological process: regulation of secondary shoot formation.
AUGUUUUCUUCAAAUCUUUCCCAAAAAAUUCCUUCUUCAAGCCAUGUCUCUCCUACUUUCAGUUCCUUCUUCGAAAAAGUUGGUUUUUAUUUUAGCCACCACGAAAACAACAGUAACCCAUUUGUGUCUCCACCACCCUCAUCGCCACCACCGGAAGUCACUGCAAAUACGCAAGAUUUGACUUGUCAGCAGGUUCAAGAAGGAUCUGUGUUGCAGUAUAGUGAUGAUUAUGAUGAUCUUUUAGAGUCGAUAGUUUAUCCUUGUAAGAAGAAAACAGUGAACAGUAAGAAAGAUGGGCAUAGUAAAAUCAACACAGCUCAAGGCCCUAGAGAUCGGAGGGUGAGAUUGUCCAUUGAUAUUGCUCGAAAGUUUUUUGAGCUUCAGAACAUGCUAGGGUUCGACAAAGCAAGCAAAACCCUCGAUUGGUUGUUUACGAAAUCCAAGGUCGCCAUUAAGGAGCUGGUUAAAGAAACAAAGCACUCAUCGUCAUCAACUGUGAGUACUGGUCAAUGUGAAUUAGCUUUUCUUGAUGACGAUGAAGGUGAGAACAAGUCUGAAUUCAGGUUUGUUAAUGGAAAAAUGAAGAAGAUAACUCAAAAACAGAAAUCCGGGCAUCGUGUUGAUGUUGCGAGAGAGCAGUCAAGAGCAGAGGCAAGAGCUAGGGCUAGAGAAAGGACAAAAGAAAAAAUGCGGAUUAAGAUGCAACAAUAUGAUUUGAAAAAAUUUCCUGAUGAGUACUCUUGUCAUGCAGUAAGCUCUUCAAACUUAACUAUUCAGUCGAGCUUUUGGGGUCAGAUAGAAUCACAAAGUGAUUACAACGAAUCAAUUGUGGAAAAAAUGUUUUUUAUGUAAUUAGGGUUACCCAAAUCUGCAAGAUUUCAUUUACUUUCGUUUCUUUGUUUAAUUUGUCUAACACAAGUUUGAAAGAAAUGCAGGAGAAAAUCUGGGUUUGAGCCAGUAACCGGAUCUAGUAGUCAUCUUCUUGCACUAGUUCAUUUGGGGGGGACCUAGAGCUUUAUAUUGUAAGGAUGUAGUAAGUGUAAAAUUGUUCAUUAUUGAUUAACCGAAUUGUUUAAUAUUAUUUA